AUGUCCAAACCGAAGAUCUAUCUCUAUGCCGAAGCGCUUACUCACAUUCGCCAGCUUACCCUGUACGCCUCUCUCGAGACCGCCAAAAAUGAGCACACGAAAAUACUGUUGUCUUCAGAUAAGAAGGUAAUCACAGCGAUCCACGACGAAGAGUCGUCCAGCAUCUACCUCCCGACACAAAUAUCGGGCACUGCCAAUGUCACGUUUCCCACGGACAAAAGGACCGAGAUUUCCGCUCGGUUGCAGAUAGACGAUGUUGAUCAGUUGAAACCAGCCGACGACGACGCAGGCAGUAUCGAAGUGCCCUGGUCGGCUGGGGAUUUAACGACGAACACUUCUGUCCGAUGCAAAAGCUGUGGUGCCGAUAUAUUGUCUGCCGGAAAGGUCACUGUCUGGAAGGAUCUGCCUAGCACUCACUGGGCGGAGCUGAUGGAUUUCUGGUUUUGUCACAAGCCACAUGAUGAUCCCAGCAAUGAGCAGCAUGCAGCCGAAUCCAAAGGCUUUGCUCCCACCAGCAAAUUUACUGCCAGCCCUGGUGCUGGGCUUGUGGAUACCGUCUCUUUUCUGUUGCAUGAGAAGGACUGCCAGAACCUCAAACUUUUUAAGCACGCAUCUAGGGCAGGCGCCUACGUCGUCAAGUGUUUUGGCUGCGGGACCACUAUUGGCUCUAGUCAAGAGAAUGAGGAUAGUCGCCGAUUGGUCAAGUCCAGACUCCAGGUCGUUCCAGAUUCGAAUCGAGAUUCGGAAAGCUUUCCCGCCGCAACCUUUGUUUGUGGUCAGCUGUUGUCGUUGAUUGAGAGCUCUGUUACCCGCAGGGUAGUGGUUCAUGCUGACAAUCGUGCCGGAACCCAUGUCGAGGAGGAUGAAGGCCUGAUGCUGUGGAUCUUCAAUCCCGACAUCUACUAUUCGAGCAGCAAGCGAGGGCCCACGGCGCACCGGGCCAUGAAGGUGUUCUACAAGGUUGUCGCCAACCCCGUCAAAUUCUUGGACGCGAACAGCACCACAUACGAAGAGCUCGUUGUGACAGAAGAAGACUUUGUAGAUUUCAGAAAGACCCUGGAAGAAAGCACGAACAUCCUUCCUCAGUCUGCGCGCAGGUUCCAGGAUUGGGAGGUUGGUCUACUGGACCGUUGGGAGAAAACCGCCACGGGUCUCGCCAAAAUGGACGAGAAUCCGCUGAACAAAAAGGUGGAUGAAGGAUUCGAACUUUUCAAGCUACCGGCUGGUAUGCAAGAACUGUAUAUGUGA
Exophiala dermatitidis NIH/UT8656 is the source of this 1248-nucleotide messenger RNA. RefSeq lists its product as uncharacterized. Bases 1 to 1248 code for a protein of 415 amino acids. NCBI's taxonomy places the organism in Eukaryota, Fungi, Ascomycota, Eurotiomycetes, Chaetothyriales, Herpotrichiellaceae. The record is from RefSeq and is a predicted model, not a curated record. Gene Ontology annotation, molecular function: ubiquitin protein ligase activity; ubiquitin conjugating enzyme binding; cyclin binding. Gene Ontology annotation, cellular component: cytosol; nucleus; ubiquitin ligase complex. Gene Ontology annotation, biological process: protein autoubiquitination; protein polyubiquitination; proteasome-mediated ubiquitin-dependent protein catabolic process. The transcript is spliced from 2 exons.